CACGUCGGGCAGACGGUGGCGCAGUCGACGGGCAGGCGCAAGGGCGGCGCGACGAGCGUGCGCGGGGCUGGCGACGGUGCAGGCGAGGCCGCGGGCGACGGGGCCGCGGGGCGACGAAACAACGAGGAGCGACAGGGGGCCGCAGGGUGA
This is a messenger RNA of Closterium sp. Naga37s-1, 150 nucleotides long. NCBI's taxonomy places the organism in Eukaryota, Viridiplantae, Streptophyta, Zygnematophyceae, Desmidiales, Closteriaceae. The record is from the annotation of a GenBank genome assembly.